This is a messenger RNA of Jaminaea rosea, 2609 nucleotides long. RefSeq lists its product as hypothetical. NCBI's taxonomy places the organism in Eukaryota, Fungi, Basidiomycota, Exobasidiomycetes, Microstromatales. The transcript has a single exon. Bases 273 to 2399 code for a protein of 708 amino acids. Gene Ontology annotation, biological process: nuclear-transcribed mRNA poly(A) tail shortening. Gene Ontology annotation, cellular component: P-body. The record is from RefSeq and is a predicted model, not a curated record. Gene Ontology annotation, molecular function: mRNA binding; translation repressor activity; protein binding.
CUUUCCAACUGAUCCACAACUCCCUCUUCUCCCUCAUCUUCCCUCACAACAAUAGGCAUCGAGGGCUGUGCCUUUGCCGACCUCGUACAAUAGUGCAGACCAGACCCAUUUUAUUCACCACCUUUGCAUCGGCCUGGACGCCGUAGCACUCCCCAGAGGAGCAAAACCAAGAGGAGCACAGCAGCAAUAGUCAGCCCACGCAACUCGACCGCAGAGCGGUAGCCAAUCAUCUACACUCGCGACACACAGCCCACCAAACCUUCUUCGACAUCAUGUCCGACAACAACAACAACAGUAACAGCGGCAACGGUGCUAGCGCCAACAAUGCCUCUUCUUUGCGUCCACCCUCCUCGGCCACGCCCCAGACCCACUCGAUGGGAUCCGCUCCAAUCGGACGAUCCUCCAGCCCUCUAGGGUCGAACCCAUCGCGCUACUCUUUGGGCAAGCCCUCGACACCCUCUGAGCAGAUGCUCCGCAAAGCUCAUGACGUCGGUGUGAGCGGUGGUGGUGCCGGUCUCCGCAGUCCCUCGUCCACCUUCAGCCUAGGCAGCAGCGCUGGCCUUGCCCGCUAUGGGCCCCGACCCAGCUCCGAGAUGCUCGGCAUGGCCGGGGGCAACUCUGUCAAUGCUGAGCAAGAGGCCAUCGACAAGUGGUUCGAAGAUCUCCAGCACUACGAGGCCACUCUCGAGGAGAUGGCAGCCGCUUCUCUAGACCAGAACUUCAAGGAGGAGCUCAGCGCCAUCGAGCAGUGGUUCCGUGUCCUCAGCGAGGCAGAGCGAACCGCAGCCCUGUACAGUCUGCUGCAGGAGUCAACACAGGUCCAGAUUCGCUUCUUCAUCACUGUGCUCCAGCAGAUGGCUCGCAGCGACCCCAUGAGCGCUCUGUUGAGCCCUAGUGCCAACAAUCCAAUGGCCGAGCAGAUGGAGGCUAAACUGGCUUCCCUUGGCCUCAAGUCGCCUACCGCCAUGAAGACGCCUUCUUCCCCUGGUAACAGGGCUACGCACUCGUACCUCUCCCCCAAUGCUGCCUCAAUGAACUUUAGCCCCGGCAGCGACGCUGCUGCAGCUCUCCUCGCAGCCCAGCGAGCUAAGCUGAAGGCCAACCGCGUCUCUGCGCCUGGUACAUUUACGGGCGAUCAGCGAGGAGAGCAUCAGCGCAACUCCUUCCAGGGCAGCGGCCUCGACCAGGUUCAGGAGCGAGGUGGCGACAGCCCAAGCAUCAAUCGAUCUCGCUCUCCUGGCCUUGACGCAGGUGGUAGGCCCAAGUCGAUCGAUGUGUUGGGCGCCAGCGCAGCCAAGUCUCCACGUCGAAGCGGCCCGCUUGACGAUCAGCUGAGCCCUGUGCCCAGCUCGGGCAACUGGGCGAGCAUGGUGAACACGCCCCUGACCAACAUGUUCGACGACCAUCAAGGCAGCAACGUCAACCUGGACGCCGCCUCUAGCCAGCUUGCUACGGUCGCCGAGGGUCAGACGGGCGGAAGCGGUAUCCAGCUUGAUCAGGACAUGAGCAAAUACCAGCGCAGGCGUAGCGGCCAGCCAGGCUACGAUCAGCAAUAUGGCUCCGGAGGUGGCGGCGGUAGCGGUCACUCUCCCAACCUCGGCUCUUCAGCCUGGCCGUCCAACUCCUCUGCGUCAGCCCAACAGCCUGACUUCCUGCGUGCGUCGCCCAACCCAGGCUCUGCGCAGUUUUCUGCUUUCCAAACCAUGUCUCCCAACACCUUUGCAGGGCUGCAGAGCCCCAGCGGCGGCUUUGGAAACGGAAUGAACAUGCAGAUGAUGAAUGCCAUGGCGGCGAUGGGCGUCAACAAUGCCAAUGCGGCUCAAUUCCUUCAGAUGCAGCAGCAGAUCCUCCAGAACCAGCAGCAAAUUGCAGCUAUGGCUGCUGCACAGCAGCAACAACAGCACGGGCAACGCCGAGACCGUGCAGGUGGCCUGACCACGCCUCAUACGGCGGCAAUGGCUGGCCGGCGCAGCCCUGCAGCUAACAACAACCGCCCUUUGGCCCCGCCCAACAGCGGCAAGGGCCUCGGAAGUGCUACCACUGCCACGCCAGGAAGCGCUGCCACGGCUGGCGGAGGGGAGGAAGAAGUUCCUGAUCUCUCGGUCCUCAAUGACGUACCUGCCUGGCUGCGUCACUUGCGCCUGCACAAGUACACGCCUAACUUCGAGUCGUCCAACUGGAAGGAGAUGGCCGUCAUGACUGACAGCGAUCUCGAGGCCAAGGGUGUGGCGGCGCUCGGUGCGAGGAGAAAGUUGCUGAAGACGUUCAAGGCUGUUCGAGAGAAACACGGCCUGAUGGGACGGGACGAUGAGGAGAAGGCUGGAGAUGGGCUGAGGGGAGCUGCUACUGCUGCUGCCAGUGCGACGGGGAAGAAGGAGGGAGAGAGCACGGAUUCUUGAAAAACGGCCGCAGGAUGGAACAAGAGGUCGGGCACGCAUGCAUGGUUGCACGUCAUCAUAAGGCCACGCUCAAAAUACACGGACGCGGGGUCGUCAUCCUUACAAUCUUUAAGCGCAAUCUACCCCUUCUACUUCUUCUAUCUCUCCUUUUGUGCCUAUGAUUUCCUUCCUGUCUUUAUCGAAUCCAAGCUUGAUCGUUACCAGUCUGCA